AUGAGCCUUGACGGCUCAAGUUACAUGUGUGGAGCUACAGCUCCAAGUACUGGUUUGUUCGCUUUCUCACCUUUCGUACAGCAGCCGCAGUCGCAGCAGUUUCAGCAUCCAUCCUAUAUCUUCGAUCGAUCCCCUACUCAGCAACAACAACAACAGUAUCAGCAACCACAGCAAGUACAGCAACAGCAACAACAACAACAACAGCAACAACAACAACAACAACAACAACAACAACAACAACAACAACAACAACAACAACAACAACAACAACAACAACAACAACAACAACAACAACAACAACAACAACAACAACAACAACAACAACAACAACAACAACAACAACAACAACAACAACAACAACAACAACAACAACAACAACAACAACAACAACAACAACAACAACAACAACAACAACAGCAAGAGCAACAACAGCAAUAGCCAGGCAUUGUUUUUCAGCCUCCAAAUUUACUUAACAAUACUCAGAUUAAGACAACCCAGUUCUUGAUAAAAAUAGUUUACUUUUAC
Closterium sp. NIES-67 is the source of this 525-nucleotide messenger RNA. The record is from the annotation of a GenBank genome assembly. NCBI's taxonomy places the organism in Eukaryota, Viridiplantae, Streptophyta, Zygnematophyceae, Desmidiales, Closteriaceae.